ACCAUGCCUGGUCCGACCCUCUGCUUGUGCAGAGCAGGCCCAGUUGCUCCUUAGCCCCCAGCCAGCGGUUCCUGCAGCCCCCUGGAAAAUCAGUCCAAGCAGUCCAGUGGGAAAGGCGGAGCUGAAUCCGUCAGCUGGCUGGAGCCUCGGGUGUACAGAUCAUAGUGUUUCCAGAAGAUGGCAUUCAUGGAUUCAACUUUACAAGAACAUCCAUUUACCCAUUUUUGGACUUCAUGCCAUCCCCCCGGUUGGUCAGGUGGAACCCGUGCCUGGAGCCCCACCGAUUCAGUGACACGGAGGUCCUCCAGCGCCUGAGUUGUCUGGCUAUCAAGGGAGAGAUGUUCCUGGUGGCCAAUCUCGGGACGAAGCAGCCUUGUCAUAACAGUGACCCAGGGUGCCCAGAUGAUGGAAGGUACCAAUUUAACACGAAUGUUGUGUUCAGCAAUAAUGGAACCCUUGUUGACCGCUACCGUAAACACAACCUGUACUUUGAGGCUGCUUUUGAUGCCCCUCUCAAAGUGGAUCACAUCGUGUUUGAUACCCCAUUUGCUGGCAAGUUUGGUAUGUUCACUUGCUUUGACAUACUGUUCUUUGACCCUGCCAUCAGACUCCUUCGAGACUCUGAGGUGCGGCACAUUGUGUAUCCAACCGCCUGGAUGAACCAGCUCCCCCUCUUGGCAGCUAUUCAGAUCCAGAGUGCUUUUGCCAUCGCCUUUGGCAUCAACUUUCUUGCUGCCAAUAUCCACCACCCAUCUCUGGGGAUGACCGGAAGUGGCAUUCAUACCCCUCUGGAGUCCUUUUGGCACCAUGACAUGGAAAGCCCCAGAGGUCACCUUAUAAUUGCCCAGGUAGCCAAACAUCCACUGGGUCUCACUGGUACAGAGAAUGCCACAAGUGAAAUGGACCCAUCACAUAGUAAGUUUCUAGAAGUUGUGGCAGGGGGUCCAUACUGUGAAAAGGACGCCCAGGAAGUCCACUGUGAAGGAGCCGCCAGAUGGAACAUGGAUGCUCUGCCCACAUUUCACUCUGAGAUGAUGUAUGACAAUUUCACCCUGGUCCCUGUGUCGGGGAAGGAAGGCCAUCUCCGGGUCUGUGCCAGUGACCUCUGCUGCUAUUUACUUUACCGGAGGCGCACUUUGUCCAGAGAGCUGUACGCCCUGGGGGCCUUUGACGGCCCUCACACUGUGCAUGGCACUUACUAUGUUCAGGUGUGUGCCCUGGUCAAGUGUGGGGGUCUUGGCUUUGACACCUGUGGACAGGAGGUCACGGAGGCCUCGGGGAUGUUUGAAUUUCACCUGUGGGGGAACUUCAGCACUUCCUAUAUUUUUCCUCUGCUUCUGACCUCGGGGAUGACCCUGGAAACCCCUGAUCAGCUUGGCUGGGAGAAUGACCACUACUUCCUCAGGAAGAGUGGCCUGUCCUCCGGCCUGGUGACGGCAGCUCUCUAUGGGCGGUGGUAUGAGCGGGACUAGGGGACGUGCGGGCUGGGCCCGGGCCCCACGUCACAGCCCUGUUCCGGCGCAGGCUGCAGUGCGCAGGUGCUUGGGGCCCCUCUGCCCCGGAGCUGCCCUUGGAGCUGUGGGAAGAAGCAGGGGAGGUGAUUCCCCUGUGGACUCUCCUUCUUACACAGAUUGUUGAGUCAUUUUCUAGUAUUUCCUACUCGCACUUGUCUUUUUCAGGCCAAAUCUUCCUCCAGGAAGUCUCUCAUUGCACAGUUGGUUUUCAGACUGAAACAAAAAUAAAUGUCAGUUUAUAUUUUACACAACCACAAA
Manis pentadactyla (Chinese pangolin) is the source of this 1772-nucleotide messenger RNA. It is a transcript of the gene BTD, whose product is annotated as biotinidase. Lineage: Eukaryota; Metazoa; Chordata; Mammalia; Pholidota; Manidae. The transcript has 3 exons. Bases 234 to 1472 code for a protein of 412 amino acids. Gene Ontology annotation, molecular function: hydrolase activity, acting on carbon-nitrogen (but not peptide) bonds, in linear amides. The record is from RefSeq and is a predicted model, not a curated record.